AUGUCAGUUCCAUCCAGGGGACAAAUUAUACUGCUGACAGUUAUGUUGACAGAUUCAUAUGGAUUAUCUACUCUUACUUAUUGUGCUGGUGCUGAUGCAUCCCAGUAUCCUUUUGAAAAGGCUUCAAAGGAACAACAUUCCUCUUAUCCAUUGGAUGGAAAUCAUUUGGACAAAGGUUUUGUUCCUAUUGCUCGUUGGCGACCUAAAUCUACAAAACAUGAUAAUAAAAAACCUGAAUGUCUUUGGAUAAAUCCUAUUGAUUCAUAUUCAACACUAUUUGAAGCUACAAAUUAUGUUGAUUCUGUCAAAAAUGUUUUACCAUGCAACGAAGAUGAGACAGCAAACUUUUCUAAAUAUGAGUACGAAUUAAAUUAUAAUGAAGAACACCUUUUUCGUUGUUAA
Messenger RNA from Rotaria sp. Silwood2, 402 nucleotides. The record is from the annotation of a GenBank genome assembly. NCBI's taxonomy places the organism in Eukaryota, Metazoa, Rotifera, Eurotatoria, Philodinida, Philodinidae.